CACUAGUGUGAAACAAUGCUGUUGGCUUAUUUAAAACAUAUUUCUGUUUUCACAGUGAACUUCAGAAUUGUUAGCAUGGACACAAGCUUUGUACCCUUUGAUCAGCAGUACAGUGGAGUCCUGCUUGAGGACAGUAAAGGUAACAAGAUUGGUCAAUGGAGAAAUGUUUCCUCAACAAGGUGGAUUUUGCAGCUUUCUUAUGAAUUAAAUGCAGAGGCCCAUCAAGGUAUAUACAAAAUAAAGGCUUUUGCUGGUGACAGGAUGAUCUCACAUGAUUUUGAGGUGAAAAAAUAUGUUUUGCCUAAGUUUGAAAUUACUGUGACAGUACCAAAGACAGUAAGAAGAGGUGCUAAGUUCAUAGCAGUGGAGGUUUGUGGAAAAUACACUUAUAGGCAGCCUGUAUCUGGUAAAUCACGGGUAAAAGUGUGCCGUGAUUUUUCAUGUUGCUCUCAAAUGUGUAACAAACACAGUCCAAUAUGUGUGAAUGAAACCACUGAGAUAAAAAAGACAGGCUGUGCCAUGCAUACCUUAAAUAUAUCUGCCUUUUUAAACCCAUCAUAUUGUUAUCGACUAACAAAUUCUUUUAAUGUUGAAGCAACAAUCACAGAAGAAGGAACAGAGAUCACCAUGACAAAAUCUGAAACUAUAUCUCUCAUUGAAAGAAUCGACACCUUUUCUAGGGACAAAAAAACAGUUCAGGAAAUACAGCCUCCAUACAGCCUAUUUUUAAAUGAACUGAUUAUAGAGAAUAUUGAGCAACCAUUAAAAUGUGAUGCUGAGUUUACAUUGACCAUCAAGUAUUAUUUUUUACGAGAGACUGUUGAAUUCAAAACUGACAUUGUCUAUAUGGUCUUGUCCAGAGGAGUGAUCGUUCAUCAUGGAUAUAAGAAGGUUGAAGUGAAGACUUCUAAUGGAACAGCAAAUGGCACAGUGUCGUUCAAACUGUCUGUUGGUGCAGAUCUGGCUCCUGCAGUGCAUUUUCAGGCCUACUGUGUUCUGCCCAGUGAAAAUGUUGUUGCUGGUGGCAGAACAUUUAACACUGAAAAAUGUUUCAAAAACAAGGUGUCUCUGCAGUUUUCUCCUGCUAAAGCAGUUCCUGGUGAGAAAAACACUCUCCAGAUCUCAGCUCAGCCUGGUUCACUGUGUGGCCUCAGUGCUGUAGAUCAGAGUGUCCUGAUCAUGGAGUCAGGAAAACGUCUGGAUACUGACAAGAUCUUCAACCUGCUGCCGGUGCAUUCCGUGUCAGAUUCCAAGAGUGUUGAAGAUAUGCUGAAGUGUCCUUUUAUGCUGAGUUCAGAGCUAGAUAAUGCCUUUAAAUCCUUCAAGGUUAUAUCAUCAGCUGAAAAGAAAGCUCGAUUCAUCUUUCCAGAAACUUGGAUUUGGCAACUUGCUGAAAUUCGGGAAUCUGGAUCAGCUCAGGUUCCUGUCACGGUUCCUGACACCAUCACCUCUUGGGAGACAGAGGCCUUCUGUCUGUCCUCCAAAGGUCUGGGUCUGGCUCCUCCUGCUCAGCUGACAGUUUUCCAGCCCUUCUUCCUGGAGCUCUCUCUGCCUUACUCCAUCAUCCGUGGGGAGAUCUUUGAGCUGAAGGCCACUGUCUUCAACUAUCUGUCCAAGUGCAUCAUGGUUAAAGUGACUCCAGCUCCUUCCUCAGACUACACUCUCAAAGCCUCCUCUGAUGAUCAGUAUUCAUCCUGUCUGUGUGCUAAUGAAAGAAAAACCUUUAAAUGGAUCCUCACUCCUUCUGUUCUUGGAGUCUUGAAUAUUACAGUCAGUGCAGAGGCAGAGGCGUCCCAGACCCUGUGUGACAAUGAGAUUGUGAGUGUGCCAGAGAGAGGACGCAUUGACACAGUCACACGAAGUCUGCUUGUACAGGCUGAUGGAACUGAAAAGACAGAGACCUACAGCUGGUUACUGUGUCCAAAGGGUGACAGUCUCUCAGAGGAAGUGGAUCUGACUCUUCCUAAAGAUGUGAUAGAGGGAUCAGCCAGAUCCUCUGUUUCAGUCAUUGGAGACAUAUUGGGUCGUGCACUGACGAAUCUUCACGGAUUAUUACAGAUGCCGUACGGCUGUGGAGAACAAAACAUGGCUAUUCUUUCUCCCAAUAUUUACAUUCUGCAGUAUCUGGAAAACACAGAGCAGCUCACCUCAGCCAUCCGAGAGAGAGCCACCGGCUUCCUUAAGAGCGGAUACCAGAGACAACUGAACUACAAGCAUUUUGAUGGUGCAUACAGCACAUUUGGUUCUGGUGAUGGGAAUACAUGGUUGACUGCCUUUGUCCUGAGGUCUUUUGGCAAAGCACAGAAAUACAUAUUUAUUGAUCCAAAAAUUAUUCAGAGUGCAAAGAAAUGGUUAAUAAGCAGACGGGAUUCAGACGGUUGUUUUAUCCAACAAGGAAGACUGUUCAACAACAGAAUGAAGGGUGGAGUGAAUGAUAAUGUGACCAUGACUGCCUACAUUACUGCAUCAUUGCUUGAACUGGAAACUCCAGUCACAGAUCCUGUCGUCACUAAAGGUUUGUCAUGCUUGAGGUCCGUCAUUGAGGAUGUCAAAAACACUUACACCACUGCUCUGCUCGCCUACACUUUCAGUCUGGCUAGAGACAAGGACACUCGACAGCAGCUUUUCAAGAAACUGGAGGAUGUUGCUAUUUCAGAUGGGUCUCAUCUCCACUGGUCUCAGUCUGGAUCUGCUGGUGACUCUGAUUCUCUGGCAGUGGAGAUCAGCUCAUAUGUGCUGCUAGCUGUUCUCACUACAGAUUCAGUCACUCCAGCUGAUCUGGGCUUUGCUAACAGGAUUGUCAGCUGGCUUGUGAAGCAGCAGAAUGCCUAUGGAGGAUUCUCCUCCACACAGGACACAGUGGUGGCUCUUCAGGCUCUGUCUUUGUACGCCACCAAAGUGUUCAGCUCUGACGGCUCCAGCACAGUGACUGUACAGUCAGCAGGAGACACUCACCACUUUGAUGUCAAUCAGGACAACAAGUUACUGUACCAGGAGAAGCAGCUGCAGAACGUUCCAGCCAAAUACAGCAUUGAAGUGAAGGGCUCAACCUGUGUGUCUGUGCAGGUGGCUCAGUUCUACAAUAUUCCCACUCCUACUGAAGCUAAAACGUUGAGCAUUGAUGCUAAGAUUGAGGGAGAUUGCAACACAUUGGGACAAAAUUUCAUUUUGAACUUCACUGUCAAGUAUGAUGGUUUAGUGGAAAGGACUAACAUGGUCAUUGUGGAGAUUAAACUCUUGUCUGGAUUUACAGCUGAUACAUCAAUGCUUAAAACUUUUUCUGGAAUGUACGUAUCACUUGUGGAGCGAGUCGAUGUUAAAGAUGAUCAUGUCAUUGUGUAUUUGAAAGAGAUCCCCAAAAAUAUUCCAAAGAAUUACCAGAUACAAAUGAAACAGGUUCUUCCUGUGAAGAAUCUCAAGCCAGCCGUGGUCAAAGUGUAUGAUUACUACCAAACAAGUGAUCAGUCAGAGACCGAAUACUCCUUCCACUGUCAAUGAAGCUGCAGAACUGAAGCACUUCACCUCAGUUCAGCUUGCAUGAAGAAUAAUUAAAUAAUUAAAUAUAAUUAUUUUUAAUUAUUUAGUCUGGGUAAACUUAUUUCCAAUCAGACUAAAUUUGAACAAACCCCCAAAUCCUGGUCUGAGUUUUUGGCCAUGCCUCAACAGUCUGAGUGUAUGAUUAAUAAAAGUGCUGAAAACAAAUGAUGGCG
Molecule: messenger RNA, 3710 nt
Organism: Labeo rohita (rohu)
Lineage: Eukaryota; Metazoa; Chordata; Actinopteri; Cypriniformes; Cyprinidae
Product: murinoglobulin-2-like
Cellular component (GO): extracellular region
Molecular function (GO): endopeptidase inhibitor activity
Source: RefSeq, a predicted model, not a curated record